UGUUUUUGUUGUAUUUCAGAGUAGCGUAUAUAUAGGUAUGUAUUAUUCUAAUGAGUGCUGUGUAAAUUAAUAUAAUGCAAAGGAAUAACAAGCAGUCUGCUGCUUAUCUCCCGCACUCGCAAUCUGAGAGCGACAUGUCAAGGAAAUACAACAUGUAUGAUGGUGGAAGGGGGGGAUUUCCAUCUAUUAAUUUUGAAGACGAGGAAGAGAGUGAGUACAUGGAUAUGAGGGUUAAUAAACCGACUUCACCAGCUGUUAAUAAGCGUAGCGGGAGCGGUGUAUCUGUGUACUCGCCCAUACAUAACCGAACGCCACAAAAGACAUUUCCAUCUUUUGAUCCGGAGUCAGAUUACGUGGAAGUCACUCCUUCCAUGACGCGGAACAGUUUCAAUCAAGGCAGACAGCCGAUUACACCGAAGCACAGAUCGAAUACAACAUACGCAACAACGCUGUUUAAUGACGACGACACUGACUAUGCAGAUAUGACAGGAACGCCAAAACGACAAGGUUUCACAAGAAACGAUUACUUGUAUAAAAGUGUCAGAACACCGACAAGAACAACCAACAAUUAUGACGUUUCAAAACACCCAUCGUCGCCAAGCACGCUUUCUAAACUAAAAAGUACUGGAGAUUUGUCGCGUAAUUUCAAAUCCCGGAGUCCUUCACCGAGACAUCCUGAAACGAAAGGAAUACGGGAAGGAGGGUUCAACAAAGAUGAUGAAGACGAUUAUCAGGAUGUGAUUCAUCGAGUUGGUUCUGCAUCUGAAAGAUCGACUCCUGUGAGACAAACCAUGACACUGGGAAGGGCAUCACACAAGCGGCCAUCUACACUCAACACAAAGAUGCGACAAGAUACGUUCAUUACACCUCCUGCUACAAGCGGCUGGUUUGGUUCGCUAGGUAAUGCGAGCGACGAUUCGAACAGCGAUUUCUCGGAUUAUGAAAACGUAGAUGUGAAAGAUACGAGGCGUUCCCCGGGUGUCCAGCAUAACUCAAUAACAUCUACAGAAGCUGGGAGGGCAGCGAGGAAGUAUUUGAUGCGAGGUGAUAAGUUAUCGCCAUCGUAUACAGGCAAUGGCAGAGAGUUGGGAAGAUUUCAAGGGAAUAAUAUAACCCGUUCAACAUCAAGGGCGGGGAAAGCUGGGGCUGUUCAAUCCAGGAUUUCAAAGUCAAAACAAUCCAAAACCUCGGAUGGUCCCCAGGACUCACCUGAGGCUAUACCGGUUGCAACGCAAACGAAACCUAAUGUUCUCCACCGUACGCAGAGCACGUCGUUAAGUGACCGUCCUGAUAUUGAAUUAGCUCGAAGAAAAAGCCGAACCCUUGACAAAGAAAUGCAACACUCGUUAAAAAUGAUGAUUGAGAGUGAGUUUCUUUCCGCUACCCCGCAGUUAGAAAGUGAGAAGCGACUGAGUGCCGUUUUACCUAAAGCUGCCUCCCCUGUUACCAAGUUAUCCCCACGUAAUGGACAGAGUCAUACGUUGGACAAGAACUACAUCGCGUGGCUUGCUAAGACUUCCCCCUUUGCAUCACGACACCAGUCCGUCUCAUCGUCUAACUUACAAGUCGACUCUCCGACCAACAGAUCGAUGUCGCUGUCCAGUAACGACCAGGAGUUGGAUAACGAACGUUUAAAACAUAGCAUGCCCCAUAUUGAUGACGACCAAGGAAUAUUUUCACCGGAAGCCUUUUCCGACAGCCCUGAACCGAGCGGUAACAGCAAGUUUGUCUCUCUAAGCCGUUACGCUGAUUCUCACUUUAAAACUAAAACUGAUGAUUAUGAAGAAAUUCCACAAUCUAAGAAAGUUACAAAACCUCCCCAUGCUAAAGUCCAACAUUCGAAAAGUUUCUCCGGAAAACGGCAGCAUCUUGAAAGAGUUGAUUUUACCGACGCAGCAGAGGCUUUCCACAUGGAGUAUGUAACCAAGCAGAACAAACAAUCAGGAAAAACAAAAUCCUCCAUCGAUCUUUCCGAGAAAAAUAAAGUCCUCAGAAAAAGCUUUAGAUUUACAAAUAAAAAGAAAAGCAAAUCCACCACUCCGUCGCCGAUGAAGCAGCAAGUGGAACCAAUCAACUACCAAGAACCAGUGAAUAUCAAAUCACCCACCGAUGCGCUAGAUGUCACCAAUUCCGUUAAUAAUGGAAUAAGCCGAUCAAGAGCUUCGUCGGCGUCGUCACCUCGCAGGAAAUCAAAUAUUGACUUGAACGCGAGCCCAGGAAACUACGUUCGUGCGGCUUCGGAGACGAAGAUUAUAGUAAAUGGGAGUGGAAGCGUGCGGUCCAGGAGUAGUGGGGUGCUAGCUGGGUUUGAUCAAGAGUCUACAGGCUCACUGUCUCGGGAGAAGAAAAGUAUUUCUAGGGCGGGCACGCUGGGAAGAUUGUUCAGUAGAAAAGGGAAAGAACGAAGAGCUUUAGACUCGGUUGAUUUCUCCGGUAACCUUGCAGUUCUACCCACCAGGAAAUAUCACACAUUAUCGAGGCGGAAUGAUAAGUUAUCCUUAUCCAGCAUACCAAGUGACUUACGUUCUGAUGCCACUGAAUCGAAGACAGUACUUGACGGCCUACAAUUAACAAAAGGAAUAUCUGUGUUUGACAACCAAGUACGCGAGGGCAAAGAUAAUUACACGGAGUCCAGGAAAACGAGUGCACAGAUGGCCGUUGGAAAUAAAUACGCGACAUUAUCAGGAUUACCACGGAAGCAACAUUCGCACCAACACAGUGACGUCAGUGACAUGUCACUUGAACCAACACUACAAAAACAUAAACGUUCAAGGUCAAGCUUAAGGGGGUUCUCGUUCACUAGAAACGGCGAACUACCCAAUAAAGACCCGAGUGAGAGAAUUAAGCCAACCUCCCAAACUAUAAACAACGAUGUGGUUUCUAACAAGUUGUCAUUGUUACAGGCACAACGGCAGAAGAUUCAAAUGCUUCAUACUGAAAUCGACAAUGAAGCGUUAACCGUAGCAAGAAUCAUGUACUCAUAUUUAAUACAAACUAAACCUGACAUCAUAACUGAACAUCAAUCUGAUGAAGAAAUAUCUGGAUUAGCUGACGAUGAUGUUGUCACGUAUCGCAACUGUUGUUUUGGUCAUGAGUUGGUUGCUUGGUUGUGUGGUUAUAUCAAGACUACAAACUUAGCCUUGAUAUCAGAAUUGUCGAGAUUUCAUGUGAAUGGAUUAUGGCAGGUUUUGCUGGAGGAAGGGUUGGUUUAUCAUGUACGCCAUGAGCAAUAUUUUGAAGACACCCGUUAUCUUUAUCAAUUCCAUAAUGAAGUUACUGAAUACGCUCAAACUGCAGAAGAGGAAAUUCCUGAUAAGUCGAAACUUUUAGAAGUCACGGAGGACAAGAUGGGUUGGGUUUUGGCGUAUUUGAACCAAAGCUCACCGGAUACAAUGCUGAGGACUGCAUUGAGGAAAUUACCAGAACAUCGAACAUCCGAAGAGUUGGAACUGAUUUACGACGAGAUUCUUCAUAUGAAGGCUUUAACUCAGUUAUCAGACCAGGUGAAACAACAACUCGCUGCCGUCCUCCAGUUUGAAUUCUACCACAAGUCUGGUGAAACCAUUUUCCACCAAGGAGACGAGGGAAGAUCCUGGUACAUUAUAUCUAAAGGUUCCGUGGAUGUUGUUAUACAAGGGAAGGGGGUUGUUUGUACCUUACAUGAGGGAGAUGACUUCGGCAGCUUAGCAAUCGUUAACGAUGCCCCUCGUGCUGCUACCAUCGUAACCACUAAACCUAAUUGUCAGUUCCUACGAGUUGAUAAAUAUGAUUUCAACAAAAUACACGAGGAAGUUGAAUCGAAAACAGUCCGAUUGAAAGAGCACGGCAAAGAUGUUUUGAUUCUUCAAAAAAGUUUAAAGACGAAAGAAGGAGGGACGUCAGCAUAUGUUGGUUCUCGGGGCCAGAAAAGAUACAACAUAUCUGCAGGAACUGCUGAAAAGAUUGUCAACCAUAUAUUAGAAUCAUUGCAACCGUGGGUCAAGCCAAGACAUGAGGAAAACUUGGAAGAUUUUUUGCUAACGUUCCGUUUUUUUACAACGACUCAAAAACUCUGUGAUCUUUUACUUCAACGUUAUAACUCGGAGGUUGUUAACGGCGCGGAAUGUUCGCGCUCAUUGAAGAAGAGAGUCGUUUACCUUGUUGUAAGGUGGAGUUACAUCUCUACACACUUAUUCAUUCAAGAUCUGGUGGUCCAAAAUUUUCUGCAGGUGCUAAGAGAAAACAUUGCAGAAGAUAUUCAGAAGAACCUUGCUUACUUGGAGUUACAAAGUGAUUUGAAUCUUCUGUACAAAUCACCAGAACACGAUGAAGUUGGAAAUGUCCUCACUGUUGGUGAAACGAUACAAAGAUAUCCCUCCCCCUCCAGCCAUGAUGAACAAUGUGCUAUACAUGAUAAUGAUGAAGUGUUGCUUAAAAUAUACGACUUACAAAGUUCAUACACCACUGUCAAAGUUCCUAUUUGUUUAACUUGCGAAGAAACGGUGAAUGCAGCAUGCGAAAAGAUCAAUCGUUCACCAAACAAGAUGUUAUUGUUUGAAGUGCAGGAAAACAAUGACAUACAUGCGAUACCAAAACACCAAAUGUCAGUUGCGACAUCGACCAAGUUGAACAGCCGGCUCUACAUGUGUAUUCCUGAUGAAAGGGAUGAAUUGGUUCGUGUUUACUUUGGUUGUUUUAAUAUUGUUGAAACAUUUUCUAUAAAUAUGGGUUUAUGUUUGCAUAUACCUUGUGCCAUGGUGUCUCUACUUGAUUAUUAUCACCAUGUAAAAGAAGAAAAUCCUCUCAUAUCUCGUAUGAUGGCAUCGAUUCAACUUCCCCCACCCACCAUCCAACCAACCACGUGCAUGGAAACUGUUAGUUCACUCGAGAUAGCUUACCAUGUAACGCAACAUGAUUGGCAACUUAUGAACAACAUUCACCUGCAUGAGCAGAACACCCGUGUUAUAACGACUGUCAUUGCCCCCAAGUUACUUUCAUUCAUACCCAUUAAUAAUCGUUUAUUUUCCAGUUUAAAAAUGUACGGGAACAUGUUUGGGUUCAUGGCUGUGAUGAUCGGUAUCGGCAACCAAGCCAUCAGUCGCCUGCAUGGAACGUGGGACAAGUUGCCCACCAAGUAUCGGAAGUUGGUUGACGAGUUUGAGACGAUACUCGACCCCUCGCGCAAACACCGCAACUAUCGUGUGUUUGUGUCGUCGACCAACAGCGCGAGAAUCCCAUAUUUCCCGCUCCUCAUGAAAGACCUGACGUUCCAACACGAGGGGAAUGAUACUUUUAAUAAAAACGGGCUCGUUAACUUCGAAAAGAUGCAUAUGCUCAGUAACAGUAUACGACUUGUUGUACACGGCUGCAGUAGAAGCUUGGAUAAUCAGUUUUUCGAAAGCACCAAAACAGCUGAAGAAUCUCGAAAUUACACGAGGGAAGUUUCAGUGAUCACAAAUCAAAUACUUUUAAAUGAAAUGUCAAAUAAGUUGGAACCCAAAAGAACAUGAGGCCAAUAAUGUUGUGUUGAUUAUUUUUUAUUCCAUAAUAUCGUGUUAUAAUAUGAUGCAUUUAGAUUCACUUUUAUUCUUUCUGUCAUUUUUUACUGCGUUGUUAUUUUUUAAGCAAUUCAAACCUAAACAAGAACUUUAUAGCUUGGUUUUAUGAAUAAACUUUGUUUCUAUGUUUUUGAAAUAAAAUA
This is a messenger RNA of Ciona intestinalis (vase tunicate), 5680 nucleotides long. Lineage: Eukaryota; Metazoa; Chordata; Ascidiacea; Phlebobranchia; Cionidae. The record is from RefSeq and is a predicted model, not a curated record.